AUGCCCGAAUAUGGCAACAAGAUGUCAAAUCCCAACGACGUGACCAUUGAUAUUCCACUGACGGAGACAACCUCCCGCGGCCAGACCGGUGCCCGCAAAUGGGCCGGCUCCGAUGAAUUCAACCCAAGGGCCGGGGAGAAAGAGCCCGUCGUCCAUCACCACCACCGGGGUCCUGGGCGUAGGCGUCGCACGGAUACCGGGAUCAAUGACAGGACUGGCAAGCCGGCGGAGUCUCCUGAGGACGGAACCCUCAAUCGCAUGGGCCGCAUCUACCAGGCUGUGCUGAAUUACUCCAUUGUCACUCGUUACCUAAUCUAUGUUCUUCCCGUUGCGAUCCUGAUCGCGAUUCCGAUCAUUGUCGGCGCGACGGCUGCGCCGUACGCCAAAAUCGGCGGUGUCCAUCUUUACUGGUUCUUUACUUGGAUCGAGAUCGUUUGGUUCAGUCUGUGGACAUCCAAGAUCUUCGCUCGUUACAUUCCUUACGUCUUUCAAUUCCUGUGCGGUAUCGUUAGCUCCGGUACCCGCAAGUAUGCGCUUAUUCUGCGCGCCCUCGAGACUCCCAUUGCUCUUGUGCUGUGGGCUGUUAUAUCCCUCGUGACUUUCUUGCCGGUUAUGACGUUGACUCCCACAAAGAAGGCAACUGGCGAUACUGGGGUCAAGAGCUGGGAGAAGAGUGUCAAGAACAUUCUGUUUGCGCUGCUUGUCUGCAGCCUCAUCUAUCUGGCUGAGAAAGCUCUUGUGCAGCUCAUCUCGAUCAGUUACCACCGCAAGCAGUUCGACUCUAAGAUCAAGCGUUCCAAGCGCAACGUGUACUUACUCACGCUCCUCUUCGAGGCUUCGCGUAACAUGUUCCCCGUGUACUGCCCGGAGUUCAAGGAGGAAGACUCGCUUAUUUUCGACUCUCUCCUGGCUCAGGCUGGUGUUAAGGACGGCAAGCGGUCAUCCGCUAUGCCUCUGCGCAUGCUUCGCCAGGUCGGCAAGAAUGUCGGUCGUAUGGGCGACAAAGUCACUGCCGCUUUUGGCAACGUCGCGUCCGAGCUUGCUGGCAAGCAAGUAUUCAACCCGACUUCUACCCACGCCAUGGUCACCGAGGCCCUUGAACGCCAACGCCACGCUGCUGCGCUGGCUCGCCGCAUCUGGAUGUCGUUUGUGGUCGAGGGCCGGGAGGCUUUGUACAUGGAGGAUAUUGUUGAGGUUCUGGGUCCCGAGCAUGUGGCUGAGGCUGAGGAAUGCUUCCUGGCUCUUGACAAGGAUGGCAACGGUGAUGUUAGUCUCGACGAGAUGGUCCUGGCCGUCACCGAAUUUGGACGCAUGCGAAAGGCCCUCAACCACAGCAUGCACGACGUUGACCAGGCUAUCCGUGUGCUGGACAACCUGCUCAUGUGCGUUGCUGCUCUGGUUGGUGUACUUGUCUUCAUCUCUUUCGUCACUACUGGAUUCGGCACGGUCAUCGCGGCUGGUGCCACCUCCCUGCUCUCCCUCAGUUUCGUCUUCUCUGUCACUGCUCAAGAAGUUCUCGGUUCUUGUAUCUUCCUGUUCGUCAAGCAUCCAUUCGAUAUCGGCGACCGUGUGGAGGUCAACGAGGUGCCUUUCGUUGUUGAACGUAUCUCGCUUCUCUUCACUGUGUUCCGCAAUGUCAAGGAUCACCGUGUCACGCAGGUGCCCAAUAACAUUCUGAACAGCCUCUGGGUUGACAACUUCACUCGUGCCGAUGCUAUGCACGAACAGCUUACUAUUCCCGUCGCCUUCGACACCACGUUCGCCGAGGUUCAGCUGCUCCGACAGGAGAUGGAGAACUUCGUCCGCGACAAGGACAAUAACCGUGACUUCCAGCCGGACGUUAACAUCGAACUCGGUGGCGUUGGCGACAUGGACAAGCUCCAGCUGUGUGUUGAUAUCCGCCACAAGUCCAACUGGUCCAACGAGACCAUUCGCGCUGCUCGGCGAUCCAAGUUCAUGUGCGCUUUGGUCCUAGCCGUCCGCAAGGUUCAGGUCCGCGGCCCUGGCGUUGCUCGUCCAGAAGAAGAGACAGCCGACGCUGCAGCUGGCGAUGACGACGACGACACUUCCGGUGCCGGUCUCCGCAAGUCAACUCAAGACGGAGUUAGCCCCUCCAAGCCCGAUCCCGGCGUCGCUGCCGCCGCCGCAGGCAUUCUAGACUACGGCAACACAGCCCAGUCAACAGGAUACGACCAACGCCACUCAGGGACAAUCACCCACCGCGGCUCCUCCCAGACAAACGCCGAGCGCGAGGCCGCCAUCGUCGAAAUGCUGAACGCCCGCCCUCCAGCCGUCGACAUCAGCCGCGACGAUGAAGAGAACACUCUACACCGCACAACAACCAACGCCUCCAACCAAGCAAGCGUGCACAACGGCGCAACCAACACCAUCUCCCGCGGCCUAUCAACCGGCCACCGCAAACAGGGCGACCGCGUCUCCUACCACGAGCAAGCGCCACCCCCUUUCCCCCAAGUCGCCCCUCUCUCCCCGGUGGCCGCCGGCAUGACCCCAUCUUCCAGCCAGGUCCCCAUCCUCGAGACCCCCAAACCAGGCUCCCGCGGCAGCACACGUUACGAACCCCGCCCCCACUCAAGCCACGGCCAAUUCCAAAGCCAAAACCCGUCCCAGAUGUCCACCAUCCAGACCGUCGGCUCUCCCGAUCCCAACGCCUUCCAGGGUCCUUACGGCCACGACACUGGGUAUGACCCGGUUCCCCUUGCCGGGUACAGUGCGGAGAAUACCCCGGGUCGUGACCGCCGCGACUCGAACCCGGAUAUCUCGGGCGUGACGGCCAGCAGCAAUUACGAGCUGACGGAUCGGUAUGACCCUGUCUCGCCGCCGACGGACUAUUUCCCUGGUGUACCCGGGGAGGAGUCUCAUCGUCGAAGACCUUCGUUUUUGGAUAAGGCGUUGAGGAGGGGAUAA
Penicillium bovifimosum is the source of this 2925-nucleotide messenger RNA. RefSeq names its product serine/threonine protein kinase. The record is from RefSeq and is a predicted model, not a curated record. Gene Ontology annotation, biological process: calcium ion transmembrane transport; intracellular calcium ion homeostasis. Gene Ontology annotation, molecular function: calcium channel activity; calcium ion binding. The transcript has a single exon. Bases 1 to 2925 code for a protein of 974 amino acids. Lineage: Eukaryota; Fungi; Ascomycota; Eurotiomycetes; Eurotiales; Aspergillaceae. Gene Ontology annotation, cellular component: membrane.